Messenger RNA from Sporisorium graminicola, 1068 nucleotides. RefSeq lists its product as uncharacterized. NCBI's taxonomy places the organism in Eukaryota, Fungi, Basidiomycota, Ustilaginomycetes, Ustilaginales, Ustilaginaceae. The coding region runs from base 1 to 1068 and encodes 355 amino acids. The record is from RefSeq and is a predicted model, not a curated record. The transcript has 2 exons.
AUGGUGGAAGCCCUUGCUGGCACAGCCGAUGCAGCUUCACGUUUGCGUAAGCUUGGCUACGACCCCGAAGCCCUGCUGCGUCAGUAUCGCGACCAGGGCUAUAUCAUUCUCGACGGUGUUCUCUCCUCCGACGCUUCCUCGCCGCUUCACGUCGACUCGCUUCGACAAUCCGCCGACGUGGCAACCCAGCUGACCCGCGAUGGAAGCUGGACUCAUCGCCGAGUGGUGGGCAACGCAUUCCCCCCCUUCACAAAGGACAACCGGGACAGCUGGGGCGUGCAGCACCUCAUGAAUCCACAGCUCGACACGCUCGCCUCCUCACACACAACUUCUUCGUUGUCAAAGCAAUUUCAGCAGUUCUACGGAAGCUCGCCGUUGAUCGAGAUUGCUUCCCUGCUGAUAGGUGCCGAGGCCAAUGAGAUGCAGAUGGAGCUAUUCAACCUGCUCAUCAACCCGGACUCGCACCGGUUUGCGCUAGGAUGGCAUCGAGACGAUGUUCGGCCGGACGUUUCGCAGGCCGAAGAGGAAGCGCGGCUGCAGACUCCGACCUACGGUGUACAGUUCAACACUGCGCUCUAUGACGACGACUGUCUAUUCAUUGUCCCGGCUACACACAGACGACUGCGCACAGCUGCAGAGAUCAGUGCCAACAAUGCCAAACCGCCCGCAGCUACCCAGAUCGGACCUUCGCAAUCCGAGUCCGAGCAGCAGCAAACCGACUUUGCACCCGAUGGCUCAUGGGUUGGUGUUGAUCCACCCAACACGUUGAGGGUCAAACUCAAGCCGGGGCAGACCGCCUUCUAUUCGCAAAGGAUCUUGCACCGUGCCAGCUACCUGCCGAGUGCAAAGCGGGCAACGCUGCACGGCUGCUUUGGUGAUGCUUCGCAGGGCGGCAACGGGCCAGCAGAGCGAGCGAGGAACGUACUCCAGCACGGAGUCGAGUGGAUGCGCGAUCCUGCUUUUGGCAAGUCGCUGCCAGAGACUUUGAAGCCUAUGUGGACCAAUCUGAUACGCAUGGACGCUAUGUACGCGGACAGAGAGCUCGGAUACUCGCUCGACAACGACUGA